CAGGGUUGCCUCACCCCAUUUGUAAGUAGGGAUCCGAUGUAAGUCGGAUCCAUGUAACCCGGGGACUGCCUGUACAUAUCCUUGUGUACUAUCUUAUUUAUAACACAUCAGGAAAAAAACCCUAGCUGCUUAACUACAUAUUAAAUGUUUACUUGUAAUUACAAUUUGAGAUUUCAAGGAAUAUCUUCAGCUCUAAAAUUAACAGAAUAUAGUCUUGUAGUUCUAAAUGUGACAUUACCUGUAAGGAGUAUUGAUUUAAAAGAAAAGAAUGAAAAUUGCACAGUUUGGCAAAAUGGACAACUAACUGGAAUGAGUGUUGGGAAAAUCUAUUAUAUAUUCAGAGUGAACAUGCUGUGGAAAAAGAGAAAAUGUUUACACUGAUUCAAAAUGAUGUGAAUAAUAAGAUAAAAUUAAUCAAAGGAUACUUUAGGCUCAGUAUCUGAAAGAUUUUCCAGUUGUGGGCCACAUCCUUCCAUCUUGAAGCUAUAGGAACUGAGUUUGUUCUGUUAUUCUUAUAACUUGCUGGUGGGGAAAAUAAAGCACAUUUUUCUGAUCUUUGCCCCUCCCAAUACUGGUCUCACUGCUACCUGAUCUGUCUUCUGUGUUCACUCACCCCUCCACAGGAAAGGGAACACUAUAGCAAAAACACUUUCCCAUAAGGAGCAUAAACAAACAUCCUAAAAUCAAUUAAAUUAUGGAAUAGUACCCCAAAGGAAGAAGAAGAAACCCCUAUAUUGUCUUUUUACAAUUGAACCAAAUGAAGAAAUAGAAAAUAUACUGUAGAAAAAUAAAAUCCUCAGCACUGACAAGAUAGUCUAGUCUCUUCUAUUUGUAAUUUCUCAGUAUGUGGAAAACAAGUGUUACUCUUAGUUAUAUUAAAUAUAUACCUAUUAUUAACCUAUUGUUUUUUUAAUAAUGGUACUAAGUACUGGCAGCAUUUUAGCACAAGUUGUUAAUGUUAGCAUAUUUCAUAGUACUUUUAUAUUUGAAUGUAAAAAAUAUAAAAAUUGUACUCUAGCAACAUAUACAUCAGGAAUAAGUAAAGCAUUUGCGCUAGUACUUCUGAUAUGGAAAAGUGUUUACUGAAAACCAAUUUUGCAUUUUAUGUCAAACUAAAUCAGGACACAAAAUAUCAGUUCAUACCCAUACUGGUUGUAAUAAGCAGUCAUGUUUUAUUAUAGAAAUACUGUUCAGUGUUUCAAGGAGUGUUUUGUUAUUCUCCCCUCAUAAAGGGAAUUGACUUGAGCAAUUCCGUAGGCAGAAUGUAUUUCUUGGAAUUUCUGUAAUUUAUACUAAACAAAUAAAAAAGUAUCCUACUAUCUAUGUACAUGAAUAAGAGUGCAUGCAAUAAAAUGGAAGCAAACAAUAAUCCUUUAUCGAAAGACUGCAAAUAUAUUUUUCAAGUCACUGUGGUACUGACCAGUGUUCCUUGUAAACUGUAACCACUCAGGAGAGAUUCCAAUGCUGCCCAGUUGAUUAACAGAAUUCCCACAGCUAGUUUUUGUUUGUUUGUUUCUGAUGAGGGUGCACGUUCACACAUGCUUCCAUGCACAUAAAAAUAUAUUCUGCACAUGGAUGGAAAAAACUAGAUGUGUAUUGACAAGAAUUUUUCUUUAUAGCAUUGUAUUCUAAGUGUUCAAUAUUGUAAAUCAAUACUUUUGAAACAUGUAACAUUAAAAAUAUUUACAUAACAUGCAGGUGUAGUUUAUUACAAUGGAUAAGAAUAUGCGGAUUGUAGCAACUUCUGGAAAAUGAAUCAAUAGAAAAUAAGAAAAUGUCUGAAGACAUGCAGUGUUUCAAAGAAUUUCUCUUUUUUAACUUAAGUGGUUAAGAAAAAGAUGCAAUAUGGGAACCCCUACUGCUAUCUCCUGUGUUAAUUCACAAAUGAAAUAAAUGACUUUGAGUGGAGGGGCAACUGAAGUGCCAGUGCUUGAUAGCUUCCUAGCCAAACCAGUCAGGAUCAUCUGUUAGAGGCAACAAGAUCUACUGGCAGAUCCUGACCUACUGGUUGGUGACCUCUGCUGCAAAGGGUAUUUUGCAGCUAUAGUAACAUUCUAUGCAUCUGUUCAUUGUGGAGGCAACUUGGUGAGCCAAUCAGACUCAGCACACGGGGGUCUCAUCGGCUCUGCAGACAUUACGUGGUUUUAAUCGAGGGCCCAGAUCCUGCAAACUGACCUAAGGCAGCACCCUAUCCCCACUUCCCUGGGGGGCGCUCCGGUGCUUGUGUGGGGCAGCACAGCUAAGCCGGCAGGUUGGAGUCCUGGCCAGCUGAGGCAAACCCUGCUCUUCGCAAGGGGGCCCGGAAAAUUGGUGUUUCUAAGGCGCGGAGCUGUGCCAGGUACCCGGCAGGGCCCGGACUUUUACCGCCAGCUGCGCAAACCUAAGGCCACCGAGAGAUACAAAAGGCGCCUCCUCCCGCCGCCCAACGCGCGCCAGGCAGCCCGGGGGCUCCUCCCAGGGCUGUGACCGCGGUCGCAAAGGGACCGGAGCGCGCGGCGCUCUCUGGGCUGGAACACGGAAGCGAGAUGCGCUUCCCGCCCCUCCCACAUGGGAAACUGGCGCCACUGCGCACACGUACGAUUGCUAGCGCGCAUGCGUGUAUUGCAAGGCCCAGCGUGUUCAGGCGCUAACGACAGCAGCACGCGCAAAGGGCGGGGCGUCGCGUCCGCUGUGUACGGGUGCCCGCGGGCGCCUUCCUCCGGAUUUUCGUCUCCCGACGCGGAGGCGCUCGCUGUCAGUGGCGCCGCCCCGAUGGCGGCUACCGGGAUCCGGCGGCUAGGCGUGUGCGUCUUGUGCGGGUUACCGGCGGCGGGCAAGUCCACUCUGGCGCGGGCGCUGAGGGACCGCCUACAGCGGCGCGAGGACCCAGGCUGGGACUGUGCCCUCCUGACCUACGAUGACCUCAUGCCGCUUGAGGCUUUCAACCAACCAGAGACAGAAGCGGGGCAGGUAGCGCAACACCCAUUGCUUUCUCGCUGGAAAUUGUACCGACAUGAACUGUUGGUGUACCUCGAACACUUUUUGCAAGCUCUUAUUAAUGGAGAUCAUUUGUAUGCUCCACUAAACAGAACUGAAGCAACAUGGAAAAGAUUUGUUUCCUGUUUCAAAGAACAAGGAUUAAUCUCUUCAGAAAUACAUGAUGCCAAAUCUUGUCAUUACUUAAUAAAUGCAACUGCUUCCAGACCACUGUAUUUAGUUUUGGACGACAACUUUUAUUAUCAAAGCAUGAGAUACGAAGUAUACCAGCUAGCUCGGAAAUAUUCAUUGAGCUUCUGCCAGUUAUUUUUAGACUGUCCACUUGAGUCAUGUUUACAGAGGAAUUGUCUGAGAAGUCAGCCAUUACCUGAUGAGACCAUAUGUCUAAUGGCAAGAAAAAUAGAAGUACCAAAUCCAGAGAAAAACACAUGGGAACAAAAUAGCCUGAUCCUGAAAAGUGUUGAAUGCACUUCAGAAGAUAAUUUGCAGGUGAUUAAUUUGUUGGCUACUGCUUUGGAAAAUCCAGAGAAACAAGCUGAAGACAACACCGAACAAAAGGAAACAGACAGAGCCAUUUGUGCAGCUAGUAUUCUUCACCAAGCUGACCAGGCUUUCAGACGAAUUGUUUCUCAAAUAAUGAAGGAUGUGAAAGAUAAACAUAUAUGCCCAAGUAAGAUGAAGAUUCUGGCAGAAGAACUUAAUAAGCUUAAAGCAGAGUUUUUGGAAGAUUUACGACAAAGGAAUCUUCAAAGUAAUGAAUUUGUUACAAAUACCAUCACUUCAUUCCAACAAGCAACAGACAACAUAGUGAAGAAAGUUUUCCUUUUAAAUGAGCACACUGUAUUUUCAUCUUAAGGAAUGCCAG
Messenger RNA from Pelodiscus sinensis (Chinese soft-shelled turtle), 3841 nucleotides. It is a transcript of the gene PSTK, whose product is annotated as phosphoseryl-tRNA kinase. The record is from RefSeq and is a predicted model, not a curated record. NCBI's taxonomy places the organism in Eukaryota, Metazoa, Chordata, Testudines, Trionychidae. Gene Ontology annotation, molecular function: kinase activity; tRNA binding.